This is a messenger RNA of Phragmites australis (common reed), 2021 nucleotides long. RefSeq lists its product as uncharacterized. The record is from RefSeq and is a predicted model, not a curated record. NCBI's taxonomy places the organism in Eukaryota, Viridiplantae, Streptophyta, Magnoliopsida, Poales, Poaceae. The transcript is spliced from 2 exons. The coding region runs from base 164 to 1684 and encodes 506 amino acids.
CAUCUUCUUCUUAAGUUGUCAUCUUACCUUGCAACCGUACCCUCCAAAAUUUCUCUGUACUCAUUCGUGAAGUCAGGAAAGCUGUUCGCCACUUCUAUGCAAUUCAAUCAAGGGUAGAUUCUCACAGCCGGUAAGGGAUGCUAUAAAUGCUUGAAUCCUCCUGAUGAUGGAGAUGGUCAGCUCUGCGGUAGUCCAGGAGACAGUUAGCCAAAUCUUAUCUGGUCUGGUUCAUGGGUUUGAGGGGAAAGAGAAACUAGAUGCAAAUGAAAACUUGGAGAGGCUAGAGAUGGCGCACAUCAAGUUGGAGGCUGCUCUCGAGACAUCUGAUAAGUGGCUGAUUACUGAUGCAUCAUUGUUGCGUUGGCGCAAGAAGCUGAAGCGUGCUGCUCAAGAGUGUGAUGACACACUGCACAAAUACAAGCAGGGGAUCAUCGAAGACGAACUGAUGGAACAAGAGGUAAGGAAUUCCUCCCUUCCUAAGCAGAUUGUGCAUGCCACCAAGUCUUUCAUUUCCUCCGUCUUUUACCGCAACAACAAUCAGUUGAGCAGAUCCAUUGUUCGAAGAUUUGAAUGGUUUGCAGAUGGUGCUAGUGAGUUUCUGAGAUUCAUAGAGCUUGGCGGCACACCAUACCGUCACAUGCCCUUCGGCUCCCUUAUCAAGCAUCUUUUUGCAGGCAAGGAACUGCAGCAUAAAAUUGUUCAGGGAAACGAGUACCCUUUGUUUGUACUAUGGUUGGUACCCUUCAGAGCAGAGCAUGGAAUAGAGGCUGGUCUGAUAUUUACCCGGAAAGACGGUAAUGCACCGGAGGAUAACUUUUUCCUUAGUGUCGUGCUACAACUUUCAGAAAGUACAGACAUAGUUGGGAUCGUAAUUAAGUGCUUGCAGUUGUUUCCCCCACAUUUCAAGUCUACAGUUGAAAUUAUUAAGAAAGAACUUACUCAACUAACUACACAGGACUUCUCAUGGGUGCCAUACGUUGAUUCAUGCCAGAAAAAACACUGGGACAACGUUCAUAGCUUUAGCUCUCAAUGGUUUCGCCCAAACCCAUUAUGUUGCAAGCAGCAUGAUCAGCACAAGUUUUGUCAUGGUAGCAAGUUCGACAAGUCAGGAUUACCAGAUGUUUCUCUAGAACCAGUUAUUGAAGUAAAUCUGCAGUGCCAAGUCUCGCUAUCUGAAUGCAAAAGUUAUCUACAAGAUUCUCCACGUCUGAAAGCUGGACUAGUCUUUACGCCCCAUGGCUCUUCAAAUGACUUGCUGCCUGCAAAUAAAAGUUCUCCAAUAGCAGCGAUCUACAGUGAGGAGCAACAUUGCUUGCAUACAGACAUUACCUUGGAACAGCUGGAAGAGAUCAUGUUGCCAAAGGCGAUAGAUUACUUCCGCCAGAACGCGGAAGCGACAGUCUACCAAAUGCUUUGGAAGUCUAAACAUGGCACUGCAUACAUUCAGGUUGAGAAGGGAAGCAUCUUCGUGCCAAGCACACAGAGAACGUUUCCUGGAGCUAGGAAAAGAAAGCUGUUGCAAGGACAGGAUGAGGAGUUGUGGAGUUGGGCACAUGUGAUCGCUCACUUCAUCAGCUUAUGGGCUACAUAUGCGCCCAUCCGGCUGCAAGGCCGGAUCAUGGACUGGAUUCAGAAAGAAAAGGAAAUGCAGUUAUCACCACCACCGCUACGCCUGAAAUUCUAAAUCAUGUAUCAUCGAUCGAUCAGGGGAACAGGGAGAAAUGAAAGAACGAAAAUGGAAUGUUCUAGGGAAAGGGUCAUGAACAACAAAGUAUAAAAAUUCUCAGGGUCAAGAAGAGAAGCAGAGCUACGGCGCCAAGUCUGCAGGUUUACAUAUCACUAACAACUUGUGUUCUUUUGGUCUUAGUUAAGAAGUAUGUUCUACAUUAGGAACUUAUGUACGUGCGGCACAUCACUUGUUUUUAGGUUCAAAAUGUGUGUUAGUAUGGUGAUGUUUGCUUCUCACCGGCUGAUGUUAUGGUGGCAAUUACAUGGUUAUAGUAUUAUGCCUCAAGUUGCAA